Messenger RNA from Diachasmimorpha longicaudata, 2346 nucleotides. RefSeq lists its product as uncharacterized. The transcript has 2 exons. The coding region runs from base 1 to 2346 and encodes 781 amino acids. The record is from RefSeq and is a predicted model, not a curated record. NCBI's taxonomy places the organism in Eukaryota, Metazoa, Arthropoda, Insecta, Hymenoptera, Braconidae.
AUGGUCAAACUCAUCGAUAAUCGUGGAAAAAUCGUGUUAGCCCGUGCACUUUUAGAUUCGUGUUCGACCGUGAAUUUAAUCACCCAACGUUUUGCGCAAUCCCUUCGGUUAAACACCAUUAGCUGUUCAGUUAACAUCGGCGCGGUGGAUGGCUUGUGCACCAUUGCAGAAAGAUACGGUCAAUUAGAAAUACGGUCGAAUCACAAUGAUUUUACGCAACGGUUGAAUUUUCUGAUAGUACCUCAAAUCGCAGAGAGGAAUCCCCGCGAAAUGUUUCCCCGACAACUAUUCGAUAUCCCCAAAAAUCUUAAGCUAGCCGACCCUCAGUUUCAUCUGCCCAAAGCGGUCGAUCUGUUAAUCGCGUCGAAUACAAUGUUGUCAGUGCUCUCGGGAGGGCAAAUUAAACUCCGUCAUAAAGACUCUAGCAUCAUGAUUCAAAAAACCCGAUUGGGAUGGAUCUUCGCCGGAGGAUCCGAAAUCGUAACGUCGUCCACUAACUCGCCGUUUCGAUCUCGCGAUGAGAUUUCGUGCGAGCAACAUUAUUUGACGCACACCAAACCGGAUGUCACUGGUCGCUACAUAGUUCGUCUCCCAUUCAGAGAUUCCAAAUUCAGUCUGGGAGAAUCUCGCAUACAGGCCCUCAAACGGUUUCAGGCGCUAGGGCGAAAACUCUCAGCUAAGGUUUCACUGAGACUGGAAUACACCAGAGUGAUGGAGGAGUACAUUUCUCUCGGUCAUAUGACUCUGUGUGACGAGAUCAAAGGGGGAUGUUAUCUUCCUCACCAUGCUGUCAUCAAGGAGUCGAGUGAGACCACCAAAGUUCAAGUCGUGUUCGACGCCUCCGCGAAGACUUCUACGGGCAUUUCCCUCAACGACACUCUUCUUGUCGGGCCCACGAUCCAAAAUACCAUCUUUGAGCAAGUCCUUCGAUUUCGCGUUCAUCGGUAUGUCAUUACGGCUGACAUUGAGAAAAUGUACCGUCAGAUUCUCGUCCAUCCGGAAGAUCGUCAAUUUCAGAAGGUUUUAUGGACCCAUCACGGCCAACUUCGAACAUUUCAGCUAAAUACUGUCACUUUCGGGACAGCCUCGGCCCCCUUUCUCGCGGUUCGUACCAUGCAACAGCUUGCUCGGGACGAAGCAGAGCAUUUCCCACGCGCUAGCAAACUCUUACUUCGCGAUUUUUACGUCGAUGAUUUUAUCUCCGGUGCAGAUUCUCUCGACGAACUCCUAACCAUCCGGGAUGAGAUGAUAGCAUUGUUAGCUCGCGGCGGUUUCAAAAUUCGUCAAUGGGCAUCCAACCACAGCGCGGUGCUCAAUUCCAUAGAUAAAAAAUUCUUCUACCUGGAUUGUCUGUGCAGAACUGACCCAAUUAAAAAAACUCUAGGUAUCAUCUGGGACGCCGAAAGCGACGGCCUUCGAUACACCAUUGCCCAAGUGAACCCGAAUGUUUCCGCAACCAAACGGAAACUCCUCUCUAAGCUAUCCAAAAUUUUCGACCCAUUGGGUUUAUUAGGUCCCAUAACUCUUCUCGCGAAGACCCUCAUCCAGGAUUAUUGGAAAGCAAAAAUCACAUGGGAUGAGUCGCUUCCUCAAGAUAUCCAUUCCAAAUGGAUAUCAUUAGCAUCUCAGCUUCCACGCUUACAAGACGUGGUCUCGCGUCAGAUUCUGAUUCCGAACGCUGUAAGCAUCGAACUUCAUGGAUUUUGUGAUGCGUCCAUCAACGGCUACGGAGCCUGUCUGUAUAUUAAGUCUCAGAACUCUCAGGGCACUGUCGCGAUUAGAUUGAUCUGCAGUAAAUCUCGAGUAGCCCCUCUGAAGGGAGUCACAAUUCCGCGUUUAGAACUUUGCGCAGCCUCCGUUCUCAAAAGGCUAUAUGUCGAGACUAGGGCUCAAAUAGAAUUUUCGAUCAAUCCGGUAUACUUAUGGUCGGAUUCCACCAUCGUGCUGUGUUGGUUAAAGAAGGCCCCUCAUCUUCUGCGUACCUUUGAAGAGAACCGCGUCGCAGAUAUUCAAACUUUAGGAGAUGAGGUUAUCUGGAAGCACAUCCGAUCCGAGGAUAAUCCCGCUGAUACCCUAUCCAGAGGACAGAUGCCUUUAGAAUUUCUAAAAAAUACACUCUGGACUACCGGGCCCGAAUGGCUAGUCCAUAAUCCAACACAAUGGCCAAAUUCAAUUAUACCUUCAAACCUUCAAGUUCCGGCAUUAAAGAAAGGCAUUUGCCUCCUGGCUGAGGCAUCUCCAGAAGUGAUAUACGCGCGAUUUUCCAAUUUUGAACGGCUUACACGGGUUAUUGCGCGUAUCCUCCGAUGGAAAAAAUCGGAAAUUCCGCGUUCGAGCUCCCUUUAA